AUGUUCACCACUUCCCUCUCCACAUUUCUGCUGCUUCAGGCCACAUCGGUUUAUUCAGGUGUCCAGCCCCCCGUUUUUAUGCGCCAAAUAGGCAAAGAGUUUCCAGGAAAAGAGCACAUCGACGGAGCGUGCCACGACCCUCUGCACUUUGGCAAUGCACCAUGCGACAAGAGCUGGUCCAUUCGAUACCACAUGGAUGUGCCCACCGAAACGUGUCUAGCCUUCAACUUUACCGGAUGCGGACAAAAUUGGAACAACUUUGGCACGGCCCUCGCCUGCUACGAACAGUGUCUACCGUGUAGGUGAUGACCGUGUUUUGCCCGGAACACCGCCCCCGCGUUUCCAGUAGACCAUCAAAUUUGUCCGGCGGCGAGUAGGGGCCACAAAACGACUCUGGGCGAAGAGUUCUGUCGAGAAGACGGUGAGUGCGGACCGCGCAAGUACUGUAACAUUGGCGGACAAACGUUCGGACAGUGCUGUGAAGACGAUAUCCGAGGUGAGAGUGCUUCGUUGUGCGCCUUUAAAUUCGAAGCAGACACGGUAGCUCGUUUCAAGUUUAAAGGCGCACAACUUUGUGAUUUUCAGCCAAAAUCGAUUCGGACUACAAUCCGAAAUGCGCGCGUGGCCAGUCGGUUGUCGAGCACGAGGUGAACGGUGUCGCCACGAAAUUGAUCGGAAAGAAGUGCGCGCACAACUUUUGCCCGCACGGAUCUCGCUGCGUUCAGGGCCAUUUCUUCGCCGCGUGUUGUCUGUAA
Molecule: messenger RNA, 755 nt
Organism: Caenorhabditis sp. 36 PRJEB53466
Lineage: Eukaryota; Metazoa; Nematoda; Chromadorea; Rhabditida; Rhabditidae
Source: the annotation of a GenBank genome assembly